CCUCCCCUAGAGGAAUUGACAACAAGGAAAACUUUAUUGGUAGCGGGCCCGGGGCCGGCGGGACGAUGUCGGUGAACUACGCGGCCGGGCUCUCCCCCUACUCGGACAAGGGCAAGUGCGGCCUCCCCGAGAUUUUUGACCCGCCAGAGGAGCUGGAGAGGAAAGUGUGUGCAUUAGCAGACCUGAUAAGGGGUUCUUCCAAUAUAGUGUUUCACACAGGAGCCGGGAUCAGUACGGCUUCCGGAAUCCCUGACUUCAGGGGGCCCAAUGGCGUGUGGACUAUGGAGGAGCGGGGAUUGUCCCCCAAGUUUGACACGACCUUUGAGAACGCGAGGCCUUCCAAGACCCACAUGGCGCUGCUGGAGCUGCAGAGAGUCGGCAUCUUGAAGUUCCUGGUCAGCCAAAACGUGGAUGGCCUGCAUGUGCGUUCUGGAUUCCCACGGGACAAGCUGGCCGAGCUGCACGGGAACAUGUUUGUGGAGGAAUGUGUGAAAUGCGGCAAGCAGUACGUGCGGGACGCCGUCGUGGGCAGCAUGGGCCUCAAGCCGACAGGCAGGCUGUGCAGCGUCUCCAAAGCAAGAGGCCUUCGUGCCUGCCGAGGAAAGUUAAUAGACACCAUUUUAGACUGGGAAGAUUCUCUGCCUGAUCGGGACCUCAGUCUAGCAGACGACGCCUGCAGGAAAGCUGACCUGUCAGUCACUCUGGGGACCUCUCUUCAGAUCAAACCCAGUGGCAAUCUCCCCCUGCUCACUAAAAGGAAAGGAGGGAAGCUGGUCAUAGUAAAUCUGCAAGCAACGAAGCACGACCGGCAAGCCGACCUGCGCAUCCACGGCUACGUGGAUGAAGUCAUGACCAAGCUGAUGAAGCAGCUUGGUCUGGAGAUCCCUGAGUGGACGGGGCCGGCGGUGGUGGAGAGUUCUGAGCUUGUGAAGCCCGAACCAGCCCUAAAACUCGACCCAGACGCUCAGCGCCCAGCCAAGGAAGAGCCCUGCUCCCACCACAAUGGCACGGCAGAGGGGGCUGACGGGCUAUGCCCGGGGCUCGGCGCUGCACGCGAGGAGCACUGUGACGGUCUGAAACAGGAAUGUCCUGGCUCAGGCCACAGUCCCGUAGCAGCCAAGAGAGUAAGAGUGGAGUCGCUGCUCACCUGACUUACACAUCUUUGCUGUUGGUCGUUCGUCUUAGCAGCUAGCCGGGGCCGCGUUUCCUACUGUCCUUUUUAUACCUUGAAAUAUCACACACACCCUUUUGUAAGUAUUAAAUAUACUUCAGUGUU
This is a messenger RNA of Mauremys mutica (yellowpond turtle), 1276 nucleotides long. It is a transcript of the gene SIRT6, whose product is annotated as sirtuin 6. The transcript is spliced from 8 exons. NCBI's taxonomy places the organism in Eukaryota, Metazoa, Chordata, Testudines, Geoemydidae. Gene Ontology annotation, molecular function: NAD+ binding. Bases 66 to 1151 code for a protein of 361 amino acids. The record is from RefSeq and is a predicted model, not a curated record.